ACCCCAAUACCAACCAGGAGCUGCACCUCACGGAACACAUGGAGAAUUAUGUCAAGCAGCACAUGGCGACACAUUUCUCUUACCUGAAUUUCGAAGCCAUGCCCAACUCAGAGAAGCAACACCACCUGUUUCUGGCCCACGAUUACGACCAUGAUAACCAAUUAGACGGCAUCGAACUUAUUAAAGCCUUUAUAAUAGGUCAGGGGUCACGUGUACACAGCGACGAGGAACUCUCAGAUAAGAUUGACUUCCUCCUUAACCACUUUGAUGCUGACAGAGACGGCAAGUUGUCUUUCCCAGAGUUCAGGAGGUCAGCUAUGGUCAUCUCACAACAUUGACCUGAUCUGACCUUCCUGGGGUUCAGAAGGUCAGCUAUGGUCAUCUCACAACAUUGACCUUCCCGGAGUUCAGGUUAGCAAUGGUCAUCUCACAAUAUUGAUCUGGCCUGACCUUCCCGGAGUUCAGGUCAGUUAUGGUCAUAGUCAUCUCACAAUAUUGACCUGACCAUCCCGGAGUUCAGAAGGUCAGGGGAUCAAACAAGGUCACCUAUCACCUUUGACCUGGCUUGCCUGACCUACUCAAUUCACCUAUUGUCAAUUUCACCUUAAGAUUAACCACCUAACACUAACCUAACUUAUUGCUAAUCUAACCUAACCUGAGUUAACCUAACCUAACCAAAUGCUAACUAACCCAACCUUAAUCCCCCCCAAGUAACGUUAGGGUGGUUAAUCGUCAGGUGAGAUCAGGUGUGGGAGAAUUUUCAGACAUUCCGCCAUUUGUGUGUACAGGUAUUCAGUUGUGAUAAUUUUCUAUAUACAGCACUUUGUAAGAUAUAGAUAGAUACAUAUAGAUAGAUAGACAUAUUUCAGUUUAGAUAGGGUAGAUAGAUCGACUCGUAUACAGAGAGAGGUAGUGUUAAUUACCAAUAAAGGUCUACUUAAA
This is a messenger RNA of Homarus americanus (American lobster), 942 nucleotides long. Its product is annotated as multiple coagulation factor deficiency protein 2 homolog. NCBI's taxonomy places the organism in Eukaryota, Metazoa, Arthropoda, Malacostraca, Decapoda, Nephropidae. The coding region runs from base 39 to 338 and encodes 99 amino acids. The record is from RefSeq and is a predicted model, not a curated record. The transcript is spliced from 2 exons. Gene Ontology annotation, molecular function: calcium ion binding.